This is a messenger RNA of Zasmidium cellare ATCC 36951, 1494 nucleotides long. RefSeq lists its product as uncharacterized. NCBI's taxonomy places the organism in Eukaryota, Fungi, Ascomycota, Dothideomycetes, Mycosphaerellales, Mycosphaerellaceae. Gene Ontology annotation, biological process: regulation of DNA-templated transcription. Gene Ontology annotation, molecular function: DNA-binding transcription factor activity, RNA polymerase II-specific; zinc ion binding. Bases 1 to 1494 code for a protein of 497 amino acids. The record is from RefSeq and is a predicted model, not a curated record. The transcript has 2 exons.
AUGAGUACAGCUUCCCAAGCAAACAGACAAGGAACGAAACGAGCUUGCGAUCAAUGUCGUCGACGGAAGACAAGAUGCAUUCCAUCGUGCGGGACGGCCUGUCGCAAAUGCUCCAUCAAUCGCCUGCAGUGUACCUUCAGCACGCCUGUCGCCAAACGAGGACCGAAAGCACACCGGGGCAAGAUCAUAUCAGAACUUCGUAACCUUCAAUCGUCUGAACAAUCACCGACAUCGUCUCGACAGUCGCCCGCAACGUCUCAGACGUCCAGCUCGGCCGAUGAAGACGUCGACGUUGAUGUCUCGUCGCAGGACGAUGAUGAAGACGACUCCCAAUUGCUUCCCGCGACAGGUCUACACUACCCUAUCGUGGCUUUGCACCCGACUCCUGCCCAUCUGACGAACGAAGAGGUUGCAACAGUGACUGAGAAACAGGAGCGCGACACUGAAGAUGGCUUUCUGUCUUUCGCUCUUGGCGUGUACACAAUGAUUGCGAGAAGCAGAUACAACCAGGACUCCAAGGACGACUCUGCACCAGAUGUUGGGCUGGGAAAAACGCUACUACACGAGCUCUCGCGCCUGAGGAGUAGCGUCACGACUGUCGAUCGACCGACCAUCGCAUCCAUCGUGGUCUCGCUUCUGAUGUUUCACUGCUUCAGUGCUCUCGACAAUGGACGGUCCGCGUGGUUCUACCUGCGGCAAGCGACGACAUUCGCAUUGGCAUUGGGACUUCACGAGCAGCAGCAGCAGGACGACUUUCUCAGUUCAGACACCACACGGGGACAUGUCUUGUACUGCAUCCUGUUCAUCACAGAGCGCAACGACUCGUUGCAACGACAAAAUCCAUUGACAUUGCCAAUGCCCAGCACAAGACAUACGCUCGCCUUGGAGUACGCCUGCCGUGCACUGGGAGCAUACACUAGUCUGGCGCGCCUUAUUCGCCUCUACACGCCAUUCGACGAAGUGUUUCUCCAAUCUCGGACAGGGCGUGAGACUGCAGCAUCUGGUGCUGAACGGCUAACACAACUGCAAGACGAAGUUCAGGCGAUGUCACUUGUUCGACGAUCGGCGCAGGCCGAUGCUUGUACUGUCGACUUCAUAUGUUCUAAGUACUGGUUGCAAAUUCUCAUCUGGCAGAUCGCGUUGAGCCAGGGGCAGCUGUCCACCACCGCGAGGGACGUUAGUCUUACCUUCAUCUUUCCGGUGCGGAUCGCAAACGAGCUUUUGGGACACCUGGACACGUUUCCACUGGAGGCUCUACAGAUACACGGGCCGGUGCUGACAGAGAAACUCUUCGAUGUUGCUUGCGCUCUUCUGGACGUCUUGAUGUGCGUACCGCUUCAACACAUCUCACCUGAAGGCGCGCCACGUUCUAAUCUGGGUCGUCUCAUGUCCAUCAUCGCAACCCUUCCUCGAGGCUCAGAAAGAUUCAAUCCACUUUUACACGCAAAGGUUUCGGAAAGCCCCAGUUUCUACGUGGCUUGGGACGAUGGCUGA